UGGGGUCUAGCUUCAUAUCAGUAUCUUGUUAGUUCGACGCAUCGGUUGAAGCGUGAGUUGGCAUCCGUUGUGAAAGAUUUGCACACUAACUCAAUGGUCGCCUAUGGAUUUGUUUACGCGCUACAGUGUUGGGCAUAUGAAGUUAUGCCGGCUCUUGGAACAUAUUGUGCCUCGUUGAAUGCAGCACGUCUCACGAGUUUUCCUCGAAUAAUGAAAUGGAUUGUUACUCGAAGCUUGAUUUUGGAAGAUGAUGGGCUAAGGAAAUUUUUUUUGGCUGAGCAUGGAUGUGAACCUGUACGCAUGUCUUUAUCCUCUAGUGAAAUUAAGAAUUUGGUGCAGCUCGGCAUCACCCCUUCGAUGGCGGUCGCAUCCCCUUCUCCAUUCGUCGAGAAGACUAAGAACGUUGGGCGGAAACUAGUUUUUGACAGUGGCGAGAGAACUAAAUCAAGUUCGAAGAAGCAAAAUUCAAAGAGGAAGAGUUUACGCUUGGGUAGUUCACCAUGUAGGAAUACUUCUGCCAAAUCAGUUGAUCUUGAGGAUUGUGAGAUAAUUGAACCUCAUGAGUUGAAACGGUUAGUUCCAAAAUUGAAGAAAAGUCGCGGAGGUCAAAUUCAUGUAAGUGAAAAUACACCUCGGAGCGAUAGGCAUUCGAACACUCAUUUGGUUACUCCGGAAGGUUCGAGUUUGAUCGUGGAUGCGAAAUUGAAUGAUAUUACUAAUAUGUUCUUAAGCCUGAAGGGACAAAUAAAGUGUUUGGAGGAAUACAUAGAGUUGAAGUUAAAAAACUUUGAAGUUAUGAUUAAAAAGUGUGGGGGAGGAAUUUGCUGCUCAUGUGAGCAAAAAGUUUUUAAAAAUGUCAUGGAUGACGUCGAUAGAAAGAAGAUUUCAGAUCGUAACGACGUGGCAGCCGAUCUAUUUUGCAUGAAGCCGAAUCCAAGUGCCGUGUUUGCUGAAAAAGCCUUUGGAUUGUGCAUGUACGAUCCCAACGAGUACAAUAUGUCAUCUGCUCAGUUGGUGCCCUUUGCUGAAUGGGUCCUCCACACAACGAAUAAUCCUAGGGAAAAUUUAGUGUUGUUGCCUACAGAGAUUUUGCAAUACGCCGACUUAGGUUGGUUCAAUACUUUGUUGAGUCCCGAUGGUUGGCUUGACAACAUGCAUAUAGAUGCACUCAUUAACUUGCUUAUCAUAAAUUUUGAUAAGCAUUCUGGAAUAACAAACCACCGCAGAUGGGCAUGUUUGGAGAUUUGUUGUUGGCAAACACUGGGAAGUCCAAAUGUGGAAGAUUUUUUGCCGAUUAUGAUGCCCUAUGUCCAGGGUGAACGUCCGGUUAGUGGGGGUUUGAGAUGGUGUGAAGUUGAUCACAUCUUCGGCAUUGCCAACGUCCACAAUUCUCAUUGGAUCUUCUUUGAUGUGUCGUUGGAUGAACAACUCAUCACUGUAUACAAUUCUUUGGAACAAGAUUGGGAGGAUAUUUUGGCUCAUUUUGCAAACAUACGAAAGAACAUUCCUAUACUAUGCAGGCUUGGUGGAUUAUGGGAUUCGUCAACUUGUGAACGUAAACCGUUGAAGAUGUCUUGGAAUGUGGUGAAUUACUCCGGAGCACCAAAGCAGGUAAAUCUAAGUGAUUGUGGUAUUAUGGCCGUGAAAUUCAUGGAGUGUCGUGCCUAUAACGUAUCGGUGUUGGAAAUUAAUCCGAUUCGUUGUGAAGAUUCCCGCAAGGGAUAUUGCGCUAAGUUAUUUGAGCUGUCAAAGGAAUUGACUGCUACGUUGUUGGAUUCGUAGUUUGGUAUCUCUAAAUGAGCUAAUUUUAUAUGACCUACAUGCUCGACUUUUGUACUAGGACCGAGAUAUAUAUAUUUGAUUAUGUGAUGUGUUAAUUGCUACGAAACUUUAUCAUUGGGCAUAAUAUUUAUUUAUGUCAUGCAUUCUUACGUGAA
Molecule: messenger RNA, 1937 nt
Organism: Salvia miltiorrhiza (redroot sage)
Lineage: Eukaryota; Viridiplantae; Streptophyta; Magnoliopsida; Lamiales; Lamiaceae
Exons: 6
Coding region: 94-1782 (562 amino acids)
Biological process (GO): proteolysis
Molecular function (GO): cysteine-type peptidase activity
Source: RefSeq, a predicted model, not a curated record